AAUACGGCAUUCAGAAGACAUGUUGAUGUGUGUAGUAAACCACACUCCAGAUAGAUGACGUGAGUCUUAAAUGGCUUAUUGUCCCGCACUAUAUGGGAUAGUACGCGUGUAUAGGUGAAUGUAGGGUUGUUAUUUCAUGUGUAGUAGUCUCUAAUAAUGUUAAAAAUGUAUUUUGAAGGUCUUAAGUAGGUUUUCUAUGCUAUGAAAGCAUUCCAUUGAUAAAUAAGGAAGGCAUUCAGUUAUCACAAUGACCACUGGUACGCGUACCACAGUUUGAGAACCAUGCCCGAGAGGAACUCUGUUGAAAACUGAAAAACCACAUUCAUAUUCCAACAAAUAGCUGCUUCAUUAGCAACAAUGAGGAAGACAUGUUGGUUCUCAGCCUGAAGCUCGAAGAUUUUACUCACCCUGAAAAUAAAAUGAAUGACUUAUUAAGUCUACAUACAAUCUAGGGUAGAAGUCGUUACAUUUCGUGGAUUUACUUGAUCAGAUUUUUUUUGUUUUUCAUUUUUUUUGGUUGAAUACAGUCUAUUAUUAGCCACAAAUAUGCAUAUCUUAGCAAUAUAUUACAUAUAUUUGGCGUAAAGUAAACAUUUUCAAACAUAAACAUUUCUGAAUGAACCAAAUACGGCAUUCAGAAGACAUGUUGAUGUGUGUAGUAAUCUACACUUGCCCCUAGGUGUCAGUAAUGUCAUGUCCUGUCAUGUUCAAUGAAACACACUUGAUUGGCGCAAUUAAUUAUCUCUGACACUUUCUGUUCUCCACACCCUUCCAGAUAGAUGACGUGAGUCUUAAAUGGCUUAUUUCCACGCACUAUAUGGGGUAGUACACGGUAAAGGUGAAUGUAGGGUUGUUAUUUCAUGUGUAGUGGUCUCUAAUAAUUAAUUUAAGGUCUUAAACAGGCUUUCUAUGCUGUGAAAGUAUUCCAUUGAUAAAUAAGGAAGGCAUUCAGUUAUCACAAUGGCCACUGGUACGCGUACCACAGUUUGAGAACCAUGCCCCAGAGGAACUCUGAAGAUCACGUUGAAAACUGAAAAACCACAUUCAUAUUCCAACAAAUAGCUGCUUCAUUAACAACAAUGAGGAACGUAUUUGCUGCUUUUAAAUACAUAGUGCCUAGGGUUAGUCGGGUUAAUAAUAGGUCAUCCACCAAGGAGAACAGCCUUGCGGUCAUCAAUGGACAUUUUUGGAAAAGACUUCCCAAGCAAAUAAAAGUAAGUAUUAUUGUGAGCAUGCAUGCGUCCCAUGCAGAAAGGCUUAUACUGCUGUGUCAUCUCUUCACCAGUUCCACGCCAGUUGCACGCAAAAUGGCCUGCCCCGGGGUGAAAGGUCACACAAGCCCUCCGUGUCGAUCACAACAGGUGCAGCUUACAGCGCCCAGGUGUGCGCAUGCGCUCAAUCUGGAUCAUUGUUGUUAUGAUGAUGUCAUGACGGUAACCCUGCAGACCCCCUUUGUGUGCACGGAUGGUUACUUACUCAGCAUAUCCGGUGGCCCACGGUAAUCUCCUGGUCUCCUUCAGGAUGAGGAUGGGCCGGGCGAUGUGAUCCGCGGAGCACUCGAUCUCAUCCGGUGAUAGUCCCAAGAACUCCGGCCUCAUAUAAGGGAAUUUAAGCGGCAGGUCCGAACCGGGGUUGCCGCCUCCGGCGGAGCUGCCUCCGGCCAUGAUCCCACCCAUGAAGCCGGCUACGGCGGACUUGACCCGCGUGAGCAUGUUGGUGGCGCGUCGCGGAGGGGUAUCCGGCGGCCGGUGCGCGGCGCCGCGACUCCCUUUCCCCGGAUUGCCCCCCAGCUCGGCCGCGCUGCUUCGACGACAGGCUCGAUGGAGAACAAGGCGAUGGAGGGAGGGGGGGAGAGGAAGGCGCUCGGCCGGUCAAUGCGUCAUCGAUGGCGGGCGUUGCAGGGCAGCUCCUGCGGGGGAAGGGUGGAGGAAAGCGGCUAGGAUGGCUUAGGCAAAGCCGUGCACGCCUCCAUGGAGACCCGGAGACAACAUCCCCAGCGUCGGGAACGCGGAAUUAACCGGUCACGUGACGUGUCCGUGAUGCACACUGUAAAAAAUGCACUCUGUUUAUGUUUAUGGGUGUCCAAAGUGCGGCCCGGGACCAUUUAGUUUGUGGCUUACGGUAUAUAUUUCAUAAAUAUUAAUAAACCAAUAAUAUAAACAAUAGCAUGCUCUGUCACCUAUAACACAAAUCUAAGAAGUAGGCAGAUUUUCUUAGCCUGUUAAAUGUAAUUAUUAAACGACAGACACAACUCCAUACAAAAUGCACUUAGAAAUGAAACUUUUUUCAUUUAUUUAUUUCAUUUAUCAUAUAUUAUUAUUAUUUUGUUUUAUAAUUUUAUAUAUUUUUAAAUUUUAUAAUUUUUAAUUUGAUAAUAUUUUUAUAAUAUAUGUUAUAAUUAUUUUAUUUUAUAAUUUUUAUUAUUUUUAUAUUUUAUAUUAUUUUCUAAUUUUAUAUUAUUAUUUUCAAACAAAUGGCCGUACAAAUGGCCGUUUUUUUGGUCUACUGCAGAAUUCAUAGCUCCAUAGCCCCAGACCAUCACACUACCACCACCAUAUUUUACUGUUGCUAUGAUAUACUCUUACACCAGAUGUAUUGGGAUACACACCUUCCAUCUGGACUUGUGAAUACGGACCUUAACUGAGGCCUGCAGUUCUUUGGAUGUUGCUGUGGGGUCUUUUGUGACCUCAUGGAUAAGUCGUCGCUGCGCUCUUGGGUAUUUCUGGUUGGCCAUACACUCCUGGGAAAGUUCACUGUUCUGUGUUUUCACCAUUUUUGGAUAAUGGCUCUCACUGUGGUUUGCUGGUGUCCCAAAGCUUUAGAAAUACUUCAUAUAUAACCCUUUCCAGACUUGGAAAGGAAAUUACUUCCUUACUGCUUCUUCCGAGACUCUUGUUCAGACAUUUUGAAUUCCUUAACUAUGACCUCAUAUGUUGCAUGCCUAAGGUGCAUUUAUAGUGCAGCUGCACUAAUCCAACCAGUAAAAUGAAUGACAUUUGGAUAUUGUCAUCGCACAUUCAUUUACUCUUACUCAUGGAUCAUUGUUGGACUCUUUUUGCAGUGUGCAGAAUGAGCACUUUACAGCGCUGACAGCAGGUUGAAGAUAAAUCCUCCCUGGUAGAUGCAUGGAGAGAUGCGCGGACAUGUGAGUGCAUUAUGGGCCGCGACUGUUUUUUCCAAAUUGACCACGUCGCUUACUAUUCUCAACCAUUUUGUCAAACAAACAUCCCAUGUGAGCUGUGGCUCUGAUUGCAAAAUGAAAUGAGGAUAAGGUAUUCGAGAAUAAGCUAAAAUGCAGUAGAAUAUGCAUCCUGAAUGUUAUAUUUAAUGUAUGUUUACGUUUCUUUAUUCCUAUUCAAUGGAGUCCUAUCGUGAGCUCUUCUAUGACGUUAUUGUCAGGACGGCUUGCAGUACACGUUGCAUCCUGACAGAGGUCGCUGUUGUGCACCAGUGGAUGCCACUCACUACAAGGAGGAAAUACAAAAUGAUCAAAUGGAAAAUUAUAAAUGCUUACUUGAGGUUAUUAGUGGCUAUUAUUAGUUGUUAGUCCUGCCACAUAAUUACAUGUGAUGAGAUAAUGCACAUAGUUUACUAUUAUUAUUAUUAUUAUUAUUAUUGUAAUCAGGUGAUAGAACAGCUGUGUUAAAUAAGAAAUGUUUUUGCUUCAGUGCCUUAUUUGUAUUUACUAUUUUUUUUAGCAGGCCUGCUUGGAGUAUUUCCCAUGAAUGACGUCUGUUUCCUUUUCAGAUAAAUACGACAACGUGUGCUUGUGUUUUUUCUAAAACCUGUAUUGUGCAACAGGGGGAAUCGUAAAAAGUUUGUUGUGAACUUCCUUUACAGUAAGUGUAUCAUAUAGAUACUGGUUUAUUUUCAGUACAUUUACAUUUUUUGGGCUACUUUCCUUAUGCAUAUUUACCAUACACUAAUUCAUUCUACUUUUAGUGUUCUAAUAAUAGAAAGUUUGUUUGCACAUCUCCAUAUAUUCAUCUCCAUGGCUCCGCCCCCCUGGAUGACCAGAGAGCGUGUCCUCCUCUUCUGGUCCAUCACACCACAACUGAAUGUCACCACAUGACCGAGCAACCACCUCAGCGUCACACCUCCCACUUUGCCUGGCACCAAGUACAAGUACAAGUACAAGUACAAGAAAAGGAAGCAGAAGGAAGUGGAAGAUUUGUAGUGACUAUGUUCCUGCGGGCUACCUUGCUGAUGUUCCACUCCUGUUUGGUUCUCUAUGGAGCUGCUGCACAACACACAGAACUGGAAAGGAUAAAGACGUGUGGGAUCAAGUGUUCUCAGGGCCUUCAGUGCAACACCGAACCAGCAUAUUUCUUUGCCGCUUCGUGUCAGACGCCCGCUGACGGACUUACCGUCUCCUCCGUGUUCCGCAACCUAAGCUUUUCCACCGUCGUGACAUGUGAAGGGCAUCAAAGAUGCUCUCUGCACCUCCAAAUCCACAUGACGGUCCAGCUUCCAGAGUCCAUCCACGGUUUGUCCGUUUGCUCUCAGACUCCGGGAAUGCUGCGGAAGUGCCGAAUAGUCCGGAUUUCAAAGGCUUCCGGGCGGAUAAUGUCCGGGAUGCAGGUGGAGCUUGUGGACAACUGCACUGACAUUUAUCCACAGCAGCAAGUGAAGGUCACAGUGACGACAGUGCCUGAUUACUGUGGAAUAACUCAAAGCAGAACCUACGUCGCUCCAGAUUGCUCAUGGAAGGAUUUGAGGAUACUUGUCCCUGAAUGCAUCACUGGGAGGUUAUCAUAUGACAUCAACACAGAGAGAAAAGAGCUGCACGUCUCCGUGAGUGACAUGUUGGAUGAUGAAGACUAUCAUUUGCGGCUGUGCCAUAAGGAUUUCAUCUGUGCUGGCACAGGGGCUAACGCAUUGAUAAUGAAAGACGAAGUCACCAAGAGCGCCAUUCUCCCAUUUUCCAGACCGUUGCCAUGCCUCUGUAUCGAGGGCUGGUCAGCGGUGAUGGACGCCCGCAGAGUGCAGGUCUGCCCUUUCAAUAACAGUUUGGAUGAAAUGUGGCAUGGGAUUCAUUACGACCCACUGGCGGGGGUGCUUUCAUGGGAACCCGCCUGUCCGCUGACGGCCACCGUGGCGCUGUGCCAGAGAGCAGGGGAGGAUGACGUCUGCACGGAUCUGCAGCAAGCUUCCCGAAAUGUCGGCAGAGAAAAGAUAACAUUUGCGCAAGUGGACCCUCACCCUCAGCUGUGCAUGAAGUUCCGUGCAGGCCAUCGAACUUGGAUCAAGUGUCCUUUUGUCGGGAGAUUCCAAGCCUGGGAUGUGACUGUGAUGAAACAUGCGGCUCACAAAGCGGCAAAGCUGACGUCGCACAUGAACGCCACUUUCUCCGUGCACGCAUGUACGCCGCGUGAGGGCUCCGCUGUGUGUGGCGCGACGGGGACACGCGCUGUCAUUCACGUGGGGGCGCAUACAUCUGUUAGCUUGAACAUGACAGACGCUCCCUCGUGUUUUUAUGUGAGGAGAACGGAUGUGACGUAUGCUCCCACAAUCCUUCACUGUUUCACAGAGGAACGCAGUGAGCCAGCGACUCUCUUCGCCACCUCGGCCAAUCAGAUGUUGAUCAUGGUCAUCGUCCCGGUCGGGCUCUGGCUCACUGCUGUCAUCAUUGUCACCCUGGUGUUGCAUGCCAGACUCACCGGCGGCGCUCCUGUUUGGGACCUUUCACAACGCAGAGACCGCCAUCUUACUCUCUGACUGACUGUGUCAGAUGCGUUUGAAUAAUAAUAAAUGUUUUUCUAUACGA
Doryrhamphus excisus (bluestripe pipefish) is the source of this 5767-nucleotide messenger RNA. Lineage: Eukaryota; Metazoa; Chordata; Actinopteri; Syngnathiformes; Syngnathidae. The record is from RefSeq and is a predicted model, not a curated record.